AUGGCACACCUGGCUGAUGGGCUCGUGGAAGCCGCGCCAAGCGUACACCGUGCCUCCACCGCAGAAGACGUCCGUGCCGCGCUGCAGGAGCUGUCUCGACGGGAAGCGGCAGUGACCUCGCGUCUGGAUACGUUGCUGGCCACCCAGAAGCAUGUCUCGCGCCAGCUGUCAAAGCUGGAUCUGGCACGCGCCCAGCUUGGGUCUCAGGCGAUGGCGACGAGAGGCAUCAGUAACACUAUGCUAUCUUCCGCCGCCUCGACCGCACACCGAAUCUCCCGAGCUGUCAAGAAACUGGACAAGGAGCAAGCCGCCGUCAAGUCGACGCUGGAGCUUGUGGAACAGGUCGCUGAGCUCAAAGCCUCUGUUCUCGGAGUACACGGCUCGAUGGGAGCACCCCAAGACUGGGAGACUGCUGCGAAUCACCUCCAUCGUGCUUCUCAAGUUCCGGAUUCUGUCAUUGACGGAGCCUUCGCCGAGGAGAUUGUCCCUACUGCAGAAGUGCCAGAUCGACCAAGGGAGACCUUAGACAGCGCAGCCGAAAGUCUGUGUGGCCUGUUCCUACGAGAAUUCGAAACGGCUGCCCGCGAUGGCGAUGGUGCCAGAGUUACUCGAUUCUUCAAGCUCUUCCCUCUGAUCGGACGAAGUCAUGUCGGACUCGAUGCGUACGGAAGCUAUGUCUGUUCCGGCAUUGCUGCUCGCGCGCGCAGCAACAUGAGUUCCACGCAAAGACGAGAAGGACUCUUCUACGCCAAUGCCUUGACGAAGCUAUUUGAGCACAUUGCCCAGAUUGUGGAAGGGCACGAGCCACUGGUUGAGCGUCACUACCGACCUGGAAGCAUGGUCAAAGUCAUCGAGCGGAUUCAGGUGGAAGCAGAUGCGCAAGCCGGCUUGAUCCUAGACACCUGGGCCGAGGAGAGGAGAGUGAACCGUAAGCUCACUGAUGUCAAGAGUUAUCCAUUCAACUUCUUGGUGCAGAGUUUCUUGCCGAGUCAGAAGUCAUCAUUCAACCCGAGAAGCGACUCUCCCGCGCCAGCAGCCUCCGGACGAGCGAGUGAGGACGAAGGCGUUGACAUGAAGGAGAUUGAUGCUUUGCUCAACGAAAGUGCUACGAUGCUUGGUAGCUGGUCACUUUAUGCUCGCUUCCUGGCUUCAAAGACGGCUUCACCUGCGGAUGGCAAUCUGGAUGACAAGCUCCAUCUACCGGCAUAUCUCACGCACAGCACGCUGCAGAAGAAAGUAAACGAACUUCUGAUCGAACCUUUCAACCUUAUGGCCACCUUCUUCACCAGGAGGUCUGUUGAGAAGUCGUUCCAGCUGGACGAGCCACCUUCUGACCUCACGCUGAACCCGAAUAAGCAGUUGGGCUCAUCUCCGCCCUUCGUCACUUCCGCGGUCGACGAUGUCAUGUUCAUCGUCAAUCAGGUGCUGCAACGGACACUCUCCACAUCUCAGCGGACUGUCGUAGCAAGCACGAUUCCAUCAGUCGGGAGAGUCUUGGGAUCUGACUUCUUCGGCAUGAUUCAGCGAAAGAUGCGAGACGAAAGCUAUCCCAAGGCAGCCAUCCAAGGAGCACUACCGCCCGAAGGCCUCAUCAUAUCCUUCCUGGUCCUCAUCAACAACCUGGAUGUGGCCACUGACUACGUCAAGCGCAUCGUCAACACAUCCCUCGGCGCAGCACAGCCAUCAACAGCAUUAUCAGACUCCUUUCCCUUCGGCAACGAAGCAGUAUCCGUCGAGAAAAGCCUACGAAACAUGGAAUCUGCCUUCGAAGCCAAGACCUCCGAACUCAUCAACGAAGCCGUCGAAGUCACCCUCAAACAAGUAAUGCGCCCUCGCUUGAGUCCAGUCCUCAAGGAAACUUUCCGCGACCUAGACUACGACACCACCACCAACGAAGACACCGCCUCAGACUCCGAGCCUGACGACGCUGUCGCACAACGCUUCGAAAAAGGCUGGCAGGCCUUCACCCUCCCCAUCAAACGUAUCCUGACCCCCAACGUCUACGACAAACUCAUAACCGCGACGAUCGGCUACCUCGCUAGGAACUUGGAGCGACGGAUCGCAACGUAUUAUGGUCGUGUCAACGAGCUGGGUGCCGUUCGGCUGGAGAGGGAUAUUGCGGGCAUUGUGGCUUCUGCCGUGAAAGGUGGCAAGUAUGAGCUGCGAGAUGCGUUUGCGAGGUGUACCCAGAUGACGCUGAUAAUCAAUAUGGAGGAUGAUGAGUGGGAGGAGAUUUCAAAGUUGAGCGGUGCGCAGCUCGAGCGUGAGACUGGUGUGCAAUGGAAACUGGAUGCCGAGGAGAGGAAGCGGGCGAGAAACAUCGUGAAAGACCGUGGAUAA
Messenger RNA from Fulvia fulva, 2340 nucleotides. RefSeq names its product Conserved oligomeric Golgi complex subunit 4. The coding region runs from base 1 to 2340 and encodes 779 amino acids. The transcript has a single exon. The record is from RefSeq and is a predicted model, not a curated record. Lineage: Eukaryota; Fungi; Ascomycota; Dothideomycetes; Mycosphaerellales; Mycosphaerellaceae.